GAAUGAGUAGGUGUGUUCAAACUUUUGACUGGUAGUGUACAUAUACACUGAGUAGCAUUGAUUAUAACAGGCUUACUAGCAUUGAUUAUAACAUACUGUGUAGCAUUGAUUAUAACAGGCUGUGAAUAAUUUAUUAUAACAUGCUUAGUAGCAUGGAUUAUAACAGGCUUAGUAGCAUGGAUUAUAGCAGGUUUAUUAGCAUGGAUUAUAACAGGUUUAGUAGCAUGGAUUAUAACAGGUUUAGUAGCAUGGAUUAUAGCAGGUUUAGUUGUAUGGAUUAUAACAGGUUUAGUUGCAUGGAUUAUAACAGGUUUAGUAGCAUGGAUUAUAACAGGUUUAUUAGCAUGGAUUAUAACAGGUUUAGUAGCAUGGAUUAUAGCAGGUUUAGUUGUAUGGAUUAUAACAGGUUUAGUGCAUGGAUUAUAACAGGUUUAGUAGCAUGGAUUAUAACAGGUUUAUUAGCAUGGAUUAUAACAGGUUUAGUAGCAUGGAUUAUAGCAGGUUUAGUAGCAUGGAUUAUAACAGGUUUAGUUGCAUGGAUUAUAACAGGUUUAUUAGCAUGGAUUAUAACAGGUUUAUUAGAAUGGAUUAUAACAGGUUUAUUAGCAUGGAUUAUAACAGGUUUAGUAGCAUGGAUUACAGCAGGUUUAUUAGCAUGGAUUAUAACAGGUUUAGUUGCAUGGAUUAUAACAGGUUUAGUAGCAUGGAUUAUAACAGGUUUAGUUGCAUGGAUUAUAACAGGUUUAUUAGCAUGGAUUAUAACAGGUUUAUUAGCAUGGAUUAUAACAGGUUUAGUAGCAUGGAUUAUAACAGGUUUAGUUGCAUGGAUUAUAACAGGUUUAGUUGCAUGGAUUAUAACAGGUUUAGUUGCAUGGAUUAUAACAGGUUUAGUAGCAUGGAUUAUAACAGGUUUAGUUGCAUGGAUUAUAACAGGUUUAUUAGCAUGGAUUAUAACAGGUUUAUUAGCAUGAAUUAUAACAGGUUUAUUAGCAUGGAUUAUAACAGGCUUAGUAGCAUGGAUUAUAGCAGGUUUAUUAGCAUGGAUUAUAACAGGUUUAGUAGCAUGGAUUACAGCAGGUUUAUUAGCAUGGAUUACAACAGGUUUAGUUGCAUGGAUUAUAACAGGUUUAGUUGCAUGGAUUAUAACAGGUUUAUUAGCAUGGAUUAUAACAGGUUUAUUAGAAUGGAUUAUAACAGGUUUAUUAGCAUGGAUUAUAACAGGUUUAGUAGCAUGGAUUAUAACAGGUUUAUUAGCAUGGAUUAUAACAGGUUUAGUUGCAUGGAUUAUAACAGGUUUAGUAGCAUGGAUUAUAACAGGUUUAGUUGCAUGGAUUAUAACAGGUUUAUUAGCAUGGAUUAUAACAGGUUUAUUAGCAUGGAUUAUAACAGGCUUAGUAGCAUGGAUUAUAACAGGUUUAGUUGCAUGGAUUAUAACAGGUUUAGUUGCAUGGAUUAUAACAGGUUUAGUUGCAUGGAUUAUAACAGGUUUAGUAGCAUGGAUUAUAACAGGUUUAGUUGCAUGGAUUAUAACAGGUUUAUUAGCAUGGAUUAUAACAGGUUUAUUAGCAUGGAUUAUAACAGGCUUAGUAGCAUGGAUUAUAGCAGGUUUAUUAGCAUGGAUUAUAACAGGUUUAGUAGCAUGGAUUACAGCAGGUUUAUUAGCAUGGAUUACAACAGGUUUAGUUGCAUGGAUUAUAACAGGUUUAGUUGCAUGGAUUAUAACAGGUUUAUUAGCAUGGAUUAUAACAGGUUUAGUAGCAUGGAUUAUAACAGGUUUAGUUGCAUGGAUUAUAACAGGUUUAGUAGCAUGGAUUAUAACAGGUUUAGUAGCAUGGAUUAUAACAGGUUUAGUAGCAUGGAUUAUAACAGGUUUAGUUGCAUGGAUUAUAACAGGUUUAGUAGCAUGGAUUAUAACAGGUUUAGUAGCAUGGAUUAUAACAGGCUUAGUUGCAUGGAUUAUAACAGGUUUAGUUGCAUGGAUUAUAACAGGUUUAGUAGCAUGGAUUUAACAGGUUUAGUAGCAUGGAUUAUAACAGGUUUAGUUGCAUGGUUUAUAACAGGUUUAGUUGCAUGGAUUAUAACAGGUUUAGUAGCAUGGAUUAUAACAGGUUUAGUAGCAUGGAUUAUAACAGGUUUAGUAGCAUGGAUUAUAACAGGUUUAGUUGCAUGGAUUAUAACAGGUUUAGUAGCAUGGAUUAUAACAGGUUUAUUAGCAUGGAUUAUAACAGGUUUAGUAGCAUGGAUUAUAACAGGUUUAGUAGCAUGGAUUAUAACAGGUUUAGUUGCAUGGAUUAUAACAGGCUUAGUUGCAUGGAUUAUAACAGGUUUAGUAGCAUGGAUUUAACAGGUUUAGUAGCAUGGAUUAUAACAGGUUUAGUUGCAUGGAUUAUAACAGGUUUAUUAGCAUGGAUUAUAACAGGUUUAGUUGCAUGGAUUAUAACAGGUUUAGUUGCAUGGAUUAUAACAGGUUUAGUUGCAUGGAUUAUAACAGGUUUAGUUGCAUGGAUUAUAACAGGUUUAGUUGCAUGGAUUAUAACAGGUUUAGUAGCAUGGAUUAUAACAGGUUUAUUAGCAUGGAUUAUAACAGGUUUAGUAGCAUGGAUUAUAACAGGUUUAGUUGCAUGGAUUAUAACAGGUUUAGUAGCAUGGAUUAUAACAGGUUUAUUAGCAUGGAUUAUAACAGGUUUAGUAGCAUGGAUUAUAACAGGUUUAGUAGCAUGGAUUAUAACAGGUUUAUUAGCAUGGAUUAUAACAGGUUUAGUAGCAUGGAUUAUAACAAGUUUAGUAGCAUGGAUUAUAACAUGUUUAGUAGCAUGGAUUAUAACAGGUUUAGUAGCAUGGAUUAUAACAGGUUUAUUAGCAUGGAUUAUAACAGGUUUAGUUGCAUGGAUUAUAACAUGUUUAGUUGCAUGGAUUAUAACAGGUUUAGUUGCAUGGAUUUUAACAGGUUUAUUAGCAUGGAUUAUAACAGGUUUAGUAGCAUGGAUUAUAACAGGUUUAGUAGCAUGGAUUAUAACAGGUUUAGUAGCAUGGAUUAUAACAGGUUUAGUAGCAUGGAUUAUAACAGGUUUAUUAGCAUGGAUUAUAACAGGUUUAUUAGCAUGGAUUAUAACAGGUUUAGUAGCAUGGAUUAUAACAAGCUUAGUAGCAUGGAUUAUAACAGGUUUAGUUGCAUGGAUUAUAACAGGUUUAGUUGCAUGGAUUAUAACAGGUUUAGUUGCAUGGAUUAUAACAGGUUUAGUAGCAUGGAUUAUAACAGGUUUAGUUGCAUGGAUUAUAACAGGUUUAGUAGCAUGGAUUAUAACAGGUUUAGUUGUAUGGAUUAUAACAUACUGUGUAGCAUUGUUUAUAACAUGCUCUGUAACAUUAUUACAUGCUGUGUAGCAUUGAUUAUAACAGGCUGUGUAGAAUUGAUUAUAACAGGUUUAGUAGCAUUGAUUACAACAGGCUGUGUAGCAGUGAUAACAGGCUUUAUUAUCUUCU
This is a messenger RNA of Coregonus clupeaformis (lake whitefish), 3483 nucleotides long. RefSeq lists its product as uncharacterized. Lineage: Eukaryota; Metazoa; Chordata; Actinopteri; Salmoniformes; Salmonidae. The record is from RefSeq and is a predicted model, not a curated record. The transcript has 3 exons. The coding region runs from base 416 to 2344 and encodes 642 amino acids.